Messenger RNA from Protopterus annectens (West African lungfish), 4168 nucleotides. Its product is annotated as zinc finger and BTB domain-containing protein 22-like. Gene Ontology annotation, molecular function: RNA polymerase II cis-regulatory region sequence-specific DNA binding; protein binding; DNA-binding transcription factor activity, RNA polymerase II-specific. The coding region runs from base 2625 to 3914 and encodes 429 amino acids. Gene Ontology annotation, biological process: regulation of transcription by RNA polymerase II. Lineage: Eukaryota; Metazoa; Chordata; Ceratodontiformes; Protopteridae. The record is from RefSeq and is a predicted model, not a curated record. The transcript has 3 exons.
GGUAAAAUGGAUUAAUUACUAAGGAGCAACCUUUUUUUCUGGUGGGCCAGUGCAACUUUUUGUCUUUUCUUUCUACGUUCACUCGUUACAAAAAUUAAUAAACACGACCGAACCUUAGGUCAGCUUCUGCGCGAAUCAUAGCCAUUCACAUACCUUCGUAUCUAGCAGCUCUGGUUGAUGUACCGGUAAAGUUUACACUAGUAUGCCCUCUACAGUCCCAACAAAGUAAUGUGUGUUUCCCACGGUUUGUAGCUACUUGGCCCUUGGAUAAAUGUAUUGUACGAGGUUCGGGAAUGGAAGAUUGGGAAGGCAGAGCUCGCCUUAAGCAUCAGUGUAUGCUGUCAGUGUACAUUACAACGGGAAGAAGGUACGAGUUGUGGAAUUGUAGCAGAAAAAGACUUUCUUGGCCAUAGCCGUUGUGCUUUCUACUGAUCUGAGAAAAACUAAAAAAGAAUCUGUCCUCUUGCUCGCCGAUUAGGCCUGCUUCAGAAAUGCACUUGUCUGCUGUUAUAUUGGUUUGCCACUGAACCGGACCUGACAGAGCGUGUUUUAUUCUUUGUGUUUUCAAGUCAGAGAACUAUCCUGCUGCUUCUUCCCUGGGUGCUUCCCAGAUAAUUAAGAGUUGAGAUGCCAGCUGCUAGAAAGUACUUUACUCUUGGCCAGGCUGUCGAAGCAGGAUUGGAGUAUUCUGACAGUGACACAGAAGAUAAUGACAAUCCAGAAAUUUGUAUUCUUCCACCAGUAGAUGGGGAUGAUUCUGAAGUCGGACAUAUUGUUGAAAAUCAUUUGGGUCCAGAUGAACCAUCAGACGUUUGUAGAGAACUGGACGUGUUCACUGGUGAAAGCUUGGUUCUAAUAAAAUUGUGAUUACUGCAGUAGUUACUUGUGACAUUGAAAAACACCAUUCACGCAGUCGUAUAAGAACAUGCAAACUUGGGCGCAAAGUAAAGGAAGCUGUUCAUACUGAAGUUGAAGAAGAUGACUACAGUUCUUCAGAGCAAAGAAAACUAAAAACUACAAAGCCAGCUGAAGGUGUGGCAGAAAGUAACAAGACUGCAACUCGAAAAUACAAGCCUUCAGAGACAUUGCAGGUACCACGGUCAAGCCAUAAGACCGGUUGCAAACUGACAGACAAGUUCUGGAGCCUAUGAAAUCUGUGGAAGUAACCAGACUACUUGAUAUGCAUCCAAAUUUGCUGAUGAAAACACCAUUGGUGGUGGAGUUUGACGCUUGUUUUGGUGACAAGCAAUCACUUGAAAACCCUAGUGUAUUUUUAUCAUGUUGUGUGUACAGUUCCAUCUGGAUUUUUAUUGUCCACAUAAGAAAUUAGACAGUUUGUCGCCAUUGUUCUGCUGUCAGGAUACCACACUUUGUCCAGGGAAUGAAAUUACUGGAGCAUGACUGAUGACAUGGGUUGUAAUGCAGUGAAGAAAGCAACGACCAAAAACAGAUUCCAGGAACUGAAAUUUUUCCAUGCAGCCAACAACUAGAACCUGGAGCAGUUUAAAGUUGCAAAAGUAAAACCUUUUGUGAUAGUUUGAACAGAGCAUUGAUGCAAGUUGGCAUGUUUGAAGAAAAUCCGAAUAUAGAUGAAUCGUUGGUUCCAUACUGUGGCCACCGUGGGGCUAAAAGGUUUAUAAAGGGUAAGCCAAUAAGGUUUGGCUGUAAAGUGUGGAUGCUUUGCUCUUCAGAUGGAUUCCCAUUCCAGGCUUCUAUUUACUGUGGUAAAGCAGAUCAGCCUAAAAACGUUGCUCAUGAAGGCAGAACCAGCACAGUUGCUUUACCCAACAAACGAGAGUUCCAGAAGUCACAGAGAGGAAAGUUUUAUAUACACAAGUGUGACUGCCAAGUUAACAUUGUCAGAUGGAGUGACAACAAUGUGGUGACUUGCAUGUCCAACUUUGAUGUUGUCAACACCAUUGUGAUGAUAGAAUGGCAUGUCAAAGGUACUGCGAGUGGUGAAAAGACAGAUUCUACAGCCAAGUAUGAUGAUUAACUGUAUGUUGGGGCACAUGGGUGAUGAACAUAUGCUUGACCGACUUCUAGCAGCAUACUGUCCUAUGAUAAAGUCAAAGAAGUGGUGGCAUUAUCUUCUAGUCAAUGCAUUCAGUAUGGCAUUCAGUAGUGGAAACUUCACAACAAAGUUGCUCCAUCUUCAUACCGUCUCACAUGUCUUGAAUUUUGAGGGGAAGUUACCAGGGGCUUGCUCAAAGGAGUAUCUCAUCACUGGCUGCUCAGAGUUCCCACUGCACCAGUACCUCAUCUUGUGCGAUACUAUGGCACUCAACACUACCUUGAGUCGACAUCGCAAGGGAGGUGUGCCUACUGCCAGUCAAACGCACUAAAGAAAUGUGGAAAGUUUGACAAGCGCCUUCACAUGAACUGCUUUGAACUGCCUCACAGUCAACACUUUUGAACUCUCCUAGCCUUGAUGUCUUGACAAACUGCCAUUUGACAAUUCAUUGAAUUUAUUUUAGACUUUUCUUUAAUAUUAAUAUAUCUGUAAAAAUAUUAGACAAAAACCAAGGAAUCCACCACGAUAAAGGAGAAUGAAACUUUUAUUCCACAAUGCAAGACAAAAAACGAGCGCUUUCACAUACGUCGAGCACUGACUGCAGGCCGGUAUGGACUCUGAUGGAGAGGUAGAGGUGGAUUUCCUAAACUACAGCACUGCCUUGUUAGAGCAUCUCAAUAAACAUCGGGUGGAGGGCAAGUUCUGCGACAUCUCCAUUCAUGUUCAAGAGCAGAUUUUUAAGGCACACAAAGCAGUACUAGCAGCUUCCUCACGAUAUUUUCAUGAUCAACUCCUGCUUAGUGAUUCGAAUUUCAUCGUGCUACCUGAUGUGCUUAAUCCAGCAGUAUUUGAAAAGAUCUUGGCAUCUGCUUAUACAGGAAAACUUUCUUUUUCCCUGGAUGAUAUCGGGAGUUAUUUGACAUUGGGCAGCUUUCUUCAGAUGUGGCAUGUAGUGGACAAAUGUAAUGAGUUCCUUAAACGAGGUUGUCUUCUUUCCAAGGCUCAUUCCAGCCGAUCUAGUGAAAACCAGUCUCCUAGCAGCAGUAAUUUCUUUGGCUGUCGAGAUGUGGGAGAAUCUUGGGGAUCUGACCUUACAAAGUCUUGCCUCAUGGGGAAAGAGCAACCAGAAGUUGGAGCUGAACAUCACAUGGUGGUACAGAGUGACAUGAAUCAGAAUGUUCCUGUCCAGACAGUCUGCAUUGAGGGAGAUUCAGGCAUUAGUGAAGGAGGGAAUUGUUCCUUCAAGCCCGUAGCACAAAUGCCUAUAGAUUUGACUGAGCAGAUUAAACAGGAGCUCCCAGAUGAGGUUAUGAGUCAUAGGCAAAGCAGAGAAAACCAGAAGGGCUUGAAUACAGUUCCCAGUGUUGGUCCUCUUGAGCAGCUCAUGAAUAUUGCUGAGAUUCGUAGCUUUUCAGGGCUUGAUUUUGGAGCAAGCAGUUCUGAAACCUCAGACUUCUCAGCCCACUCCUUCCUCCCAGAAGGCCCAGCAGAAGUGAACGAAGACAGCUCAUUACCACUUACAGCCGUGCAAAGCAGCAGGAGUAGUAAUCAAAGAGGCACAAGUCAUUUGUCACAUGGGCCUGUGGAGCACACAUCCCGGUAUGGAAAGAAGAUCUAUGGCUGUUUUUGUGGAAAAAGGUUUCCAGAGAAAGGCAGGCGAGACCGGCAUGUAAUAUUACGAAUCAGCAUGAGACCUUUUGCUUGCCCUCUCUGCAGUAAAAAAUUCAAACUAAAACACCAUCUUAAUGAGCACAUGGUGGUACACAUGGAUAGAACGCUACAUGAAUGCCAUACAUGUGGCAAGAAAUUUAAAAUGUUGGAAUGUUUUCAGAGGCACAGAGAGAACUGUGAGAGGAUGCACAGCACUGAUGCAGUCUCCCAGCUAACAAGCCAUGGCUAACAUGAUAAUUUUAGAAUGGAGUUUUGGAUUGCAGCAGUUUUAAUCCCCUGGAUGCAGUGUAUUCAGGAUUCUCAUAGGUUCUUAAUGCUUGGGUUCAUGCUUAAAUUUCUUUUGUGCUUACUUCCAAUGUUCUUCAUGCUUUUUAUGGGAUUAGAGGGUUUACUGUGGAAGAAGACUUAAUUUCAGUAGUGCAAAAUCUGUUUGUACAAGGCUUCCAUUUUAGCAUUUUACAUAAAUCUUUUGUACAAAGCUUC